This is a messenger RNA of Caenorhabditis auriculariae, 3118 nucleotides long. NCBI's taxonomy places the organism in Eukaryota, Metazoa, Nematoda, Chromadorea, Rhabditida, Rhabditidae. The record is from the annotation of a GenBank genome assembly.
AUGGCAGAAUGCCUGAUGUUUGGGAUAGACAUGGAAGCCCGUUGUAUGGACGCGGUGGUCGCAGACGAAGAGACGGUCGCUUUUCUCAUCGGCACGCAGACCAUCAAAACGGAAAACCAAGUGAAGCAUCGUCUGAAUCCCAUUGAAGUGACAUUGCCAGGAGUUUAGGUUAACAAACUUUAUGUCGGUAACGAAGGCGCUCGAAUCCUGUCGCGUUCUUUCCGACACCCUGCAGGCGAAGUCCGCGCUCUCGCCUCAAGUCCUUCGAAUCCGACAGUUUUGGCGACUUGCGCCGCUGAUUGUAAGAAUGUCGCCACUUCUUGCUGACUAUAAUUUAUUUAAUAGUCACUGGUGUCGAGCCAAAGUACGGGUUAUACGUGUGGAACAUGGACGACGACAAAAGGACCCUUGGGCAGAUUGGAAACGAGGAUUUCGACCAGUACCUUCAUGGGUAUGUCUGGUAGUGCUCGAUGAAAAAAGAAUGUUGUAAAGACUUGUGUGGGACUCCACUACGAACAGGACAGCGGUGGUGGGAACGUCGAUAGUGCGGAUUUUCGACAUGACGCCCGGACCUCAGGUUCCUAACUUAAAGGCACCGGGGCAGUAAAAAAAACGUGGUUUCAGGUGAAAUCAGUAUCUUGUAUAGUUUUUUUUUUGUGAAUAGAACGGUGUACUCAAAAAAAUCACAAAUUUGACAACUUUAGAAGAAAACCGCGAUUUUACUUUCCCCCCUUUAAUUUUGAAAAAAGCUUUGAUAUGGUCUACGGACAACUGUUUACAGUAGCCGUUCACGCGAUGUUGCGGACGUCUCAUUAGACUCGCAUUUUGUGAGAAAUAACCGGAUAUCUGCUUCAAAUGAAUGGUUUCUUUUCUGAAAAAAACAUUUAGUCAAACAAAAAAAAAACCGAUAAUAAAGAAAUCACAAAACGUCGCUAUCCCAAUCGAAACCUGUGUAAAAUCAUCUUUUUUCACCAAAGAAGCAUUUUUGCGACAACAGAAAAAAUUGAAAUUUGAAAGAAACGAAGAAAAAAGCGAAUAUUCGAAAAAUGGAGAAACGUGUUGUCCAUAGAGCAACUUUACUGCGAAACGUCUUUAGCGGGAACUCAAGCUUUCCUUUCUCUGGCUUUGAAUAAUUUUUUUCUUCAAAACUAGGAACUUCUUACAUUUCCAAGUUCACCGUUCUUUUAGCAAUGAAAAACUCUACAAAGUACUGCUUUGAACUGAAACACCGUUCUUUACUGCCCCUAUGCCAUUAAGUAUAAGUACAGCUUCCAACCAGUAGUUAAGGCGUUGCAAACGGUUCCGGUGGAUGGAGAGGUGUUCGAGGCGACGUGGAGCCCUCACAACAGCGGCAACUUGUUGGGCGUCAGUGUGGGAAAAGACGUCGUCUGCAUCGACACCAGAUCUGCAAAGUGAGCCUUUCCAGAAGCUCUCCGAACUUCUCUUUGCCAGGGACGACUUGAAAGUGGCAUCCGCACACUCACAUCGCACUCUCAGCAUCGACUUCAACCCCAACCUCCAGCACAUGUACGUUUUUCCAGGGUUUGACGAAGAGCUCGGUGAGAAAAAAAAAACUUUUCUUGCUCUGGAUAUUAUUAGCUUGUUUAACAAGUUCCUAUAACAUGUUGGCCACAUGUUUCCUUAUUUAUUAUUUCUUUAAAGGCAUAGGGGCAGUAAAAAAACGGUGUUUCAGUUCAAAGCAGUUUUUUGUAGAUUCAGUCGAACGGUGAACUUGGAAAUGUACCAAACUUCUUAGUUUUGGAGAAAAAAUAAUUCAAAGUCGCAGAAAGGAAAGCUUGAGUUCCCGCCAAAAAGGCGUUUUGCAGUAAAGUUGCUCUACGGACAACACGCUUCGCCAUUUAUCGCAUUUUCGCUUUUUUUGUUUCAAAAUUGAUUAAUUUGAUUGGAAUUGCCAAUGCCUUAUUUCAUCUGUGAAGCAUCUAAAUUUGCUUUAAAAGAAACAGAAGAAACAGGGAAGGCCGUUCCAAAAAUGAUAAUCUAAAUCAAGUUUUACCUGACAAGGAAGAUUUUACACUUUGUGCUUGGGUUUUACCAGAAACAGAACAAUUCUUGAUGCACCAGAUGAAGAUUCUGAAAGGCUCAACCUGCAAAACCUUCCUAGUUUCCGAGAAAAAGUGUUCAAAGCUCAAAAAUAGAACGACUUUUGAGGGUUUCCUUUUAAUUUGAGGAUCGUUUCUCAAAAAAUAAGAUGUUUGCCAGGUUGAGACUUUUAGUGCUUUCAUCUGGUACAUCAAGAAAAGUACUAGCUAAAUUUCAGGAAAAUUCCAAGGUGAGAUAAUCUUCCUUGUGAAGGUUUGCCAAAUCUUUCUAAAACUCUGAGACGGAGAAUUCAGGUUGGCGUCUGCCGGCGACGAUGGAUUCGUGCGGAUCUGGGACAUGCGCGAGCCGUCGCAGCCAUUCUUCUCUUUCCAUCCACACGCACACUGGAUUUGGCAGGUUCACAUAUAGUUGAUUCACGGCUGGCUUGAGCCAUCGAAAAAGGGUCCUGGCACGAUAAGUAAAGAGACAGUGCCUGUUUGGUAUGCCCCGCCCCCUUAGCGUCCCAAGCUAGCAGUGAAUAGGCUAUGCGAUGAGCAGCCAAUUCCAUGCCAUUCUCCAUUUCAGAUCAGAUAUCACCCUGUGCACGACCAGCUACUGCUCUCCGUUGGAAGUGACGCUUGCGUAGUUCUGUCGUGUGCUCAGACGGUGAGCAGCGAAGUGGACGACUUGACGCCCGACGAGGACGAGUUUUCCGAGCGGCUGGAGGACGGCGAGCUCGAGAGGAUAGACGAACACGAAGAGAGCGUGUAAGCCACGACCAUCGGAGCUGUUGGCAAGGCGGAACUCGAAACUGACGUGCUCCGGACGUUUCUGGGCAAUUCUAGGGAUCACUUAAGAGUCCUGACGCUACUAAAGUGACCACUAGAAAUGCCAGAAACGUCUGGAGCACGUCCGUCAACAGCUCUGACGGCCAUCACACAAAAUGACCAUUUUUUCCAGAUACGCUUGUGCUUGGUCCGUUGCAGAUCCCUGGACGUUUGCUUCACUUUCAUUCGAUGGACGGGUUAUUUUCUCAAAGGUUUCUCGGAAACACAAGUAUGCACUGAUGCAACUCUGA